Molecule: messenger RNA, 3913 nt
Organism: Gigantopelta aegis
Lineage: Eukaryota; Metazoa; Mollusca; Gastropoda; Neomphalida; Peltospiridae
Exons: 1
Coding region: 896-2437 (513 amino acids)
Source: RefSeq, a predicted model, not a curated record
UCGAUUCAAAAGUAAAUACAUCUAAAAAGCAACAUUUUAUGUUAGGCAGCCUUUUUUUUCUCUUCUCCUUCGAACAGCGAGACGUACCAUACGCCGCAAGGAACUGGGGCUUUAUUACAAAUAACUUUCUGGAAACCUCUUCAUACGAAUAGAAGACGUUAUAUUGUUGCAUGUAAUAGAUACAGUAGCCAAAUAUAACAAAACGGAGGGAAAUAAAGAAGAAAACCGUGCAAUAACAGCAGCAAAUAUUUUAGCGAUGGAAGAUACGGUUGCUUACGGUCCUUAUCGGCAUUAUUUAUUGUAAACCAACUUGUGCUUAACGGAUUGUGGAGUCUACUCUGGUGUUCAACUCGAACAAUAAUACACAAGCACGCAUGUGAUACAGUACCCGUCUUUGGAUUAAGAUAGCUAACAUCUACGCAACAGAUAUCCACAAGCAAUCAUAGAGAUGAAUGGAGUAUGUAUGAAAUGUGAACACAGAUACAAGUUUCUUUGAGGUGCACUAAAUACACACGCUAAGGCAUUAAUCCCCCUGACAGACGACGGGCAGAGGUCAGCUGUGUUAAAUGUCACAUUCUGUCCAAUGGGAAAAUGAGCUGCGGUGGUACAAGCCAAUGAUAAUGACAGGACAUGGACGGGCAUAUAUUGUAUCACAUUGGUUUUCAUUUAUCUCAGUUUUAUGUCGGUGAUAAUUCGUCAUUGUCAAAAAAAGGUGUGAAGGCUUUGACAAUUACUACAAUGAAACUAAUUUAUGGGGACGGAAAACCCAACAUCGCCUGUUCUUUACGAUCGGAGACUUGUUGUGUGGUGGGGUUUUUUUAAACUGCAGAAUUGUAAAGAUGUUUCAACAUAGUGACAUGCAGGUUUUAUUUGUGUUAAUAUAUGACCAUUAACAAUGGAUGUGUACUCCAGCGAAGAUGAUUUUAAUAACGACCCUCAUAGGUGUUUCUUGACAAUAACGGCGCCUUGUGGAGCUUCCCAUAUGAUGAAACAAUCGCUGUUUCCUCUGUUGGAGUGGAUAGAUCCAGCGCUUGUCACGAUACGAAUCCAGGAAUCGGCAAGCAUCCACAAGACAGCAGACGUGAGUUUUUCAGAAGACAAACCUGAGACAACAGUUAAGAACAAUAGUCUCUGUACGCCAUCUCUUGCCGUCAUAUUGUUUCUGACAGGGAAAGGAAACUUCGGUUGUCAACGGAUGCAGAAGUGUUUCCUGGACAACAGGUCGUGGCGACGACAUCAUUCGAUUGAGCUGUCCCACAAAUGGUCUGAGACCCUAGCUGGACGACAGGACUUUUACAGCCUAUUUAACCAUUCCCCGUUGUGGUGUAUCAACGAGUCGUACGGCAAGCCCGAGGUUCUGCGCUUCACGAUAUUUGUUAAGAAUUUCACUUCCAUGGUGGAGUUCUACAGGAUCGUGACGGAGACCGAGAUGGAGAGUCAGAAACCCGGCUUUUGCAUCUUCCCGUUAUACCAGCAGCCAGGAUUGCACAUAGAAUUGUGCUUGAAGCACCACAAACGACUAAGGCCUUAUUCAGUACCGACAUCUUACCUCACGUUUAAAACACGGAAUAUAAAAGCGCUGAAGGAUUCCCUUGGUGUGACUGUUACGGAAAUCAAGAGGCAUCAGUACAGAGUUGUGGACCCUGAUGGGAACGGUAUUAUCGUGUGUGAUGUCGCCUCCAAAUACCAGACCCCCACGACGUCUGUCGACAACGCUAACCUCAGUGCAAACACGUUUGACGUCACUAACGAUAAAAGCACGUGCGACAACCACGAUCGUGAUUCGGGUCGAUUUUCGGAUAGUGACGUAUGUGACAGUGACGUAGCAGCAUCUGUGGAGAAGCUUUACAGGCUAGAGCACGUGCUAAAUGGACGUCACUGUGGAGAUUAUAUCGACUGUCUGGUGUACCAACAGGAAAAGGAUGGACGAAAUACUCCUACUAACUGUGCAAUAUCAGACAAACUGUGCAGGAGCUGUAGAAGGGAUAUAUCACAUAAUUGCUGUCUUACUACCUCAGACUCCACGUGCGUGUGCAAUAGCAAUAAGGAUUGUGUGUAUUCUCCGGAAGGAUAUAUCGACAUGGUAUUUAAAAAUAAAGCAUUAUCGGCUAUAAUGAAACAAUCAACUCAAAUCCGGACAAUGCCAACGACUUGUUCUGAAAUGGCAGGCAAUAGGUGCUGCAGUAAUGUAAUAAAACUUGAACAAAGGUUUGAAAAUGUGACAAAAUCUACAUCUGUCUGUAGUACAGUCAACAAAGCUCCUACAAGCGGCGUAGCAGUGAACCAACACCAGUCUCUGCAAACUGUGGGACCCAGUGAGCUGUCUACAAAAAAUGUAAAGGGUGAAGAAGUCCGUUCUCAAAUGACAUCAUCAUCAUCAUCAUCAUCAUCAUCAUCUAGACGAAACACCCGUUUCCAGACACCUGUGUUUCUCUAAAUGUGUUUACAUUAUGCAGACCACUAUAGUACAUGUAUAGAGACACGUGUAAUAAUACGCCCAGUAUGACGGGGUGAGAUAUCAUAGAUUAUCUUACGACUGUAUCGUUCAAUAAUGAAGCAGUAUCAAGGGUCAGCGUUUUGGAAAAAACCAUACUCGACAUAGCGUGUGUUUACUUAGAUUAACGAACCUUAGCAAAAGGUGGGUACUGAGUUAAAGCAAAAUUUAAACAAAAUGGUAUAUUUCUUUAUGCCCCGAGGCAUCGGGUUUCAGGAGAAUCUAGACGUGUUUGCUUAAUAAUGUCUUUGUUGGUCGACUCGACACGUUUAUUCAGAUGUCGACCUUUUAAAGGUAUUAGCUGAAUAGAGGUACGCUAACCGACACCUAAAAAAAAAAAAAUAUAUAUAUAUACAGACACCAAGGGAUGGUGUUUGUUUAUAAGGUGUGGAAGUAACCACUGUUUGACAGCUGCUUAAAUGUUUUUUUAUUUUGACAAAUUGUUAUGUUUUUUAGAGUCUGACCUCACCAGUAAUUUGUUUUUUGAAGGAAGGAAGGAAGAAAGGAAAAUGUUUGAUUUAACGACGCACUCAACAUAUUUUAUUUACGGUUAUAUGGCGUCGGACAUAUGGUGAAGGACCACACAGAUAUUGAGGGAGGAAACCCGCUGUCGCCACUUCAUGAGCUACUCUUUUUCGAUUAACUACAAGGGAUCUUUUAUAUGCAACAUCCCAUAGACAUGAUAGCACAUACCACGGCCUUUGAUGUACCAGUCGUGGUACACGGGCUGGAGCGAGAGGUAGCUCAAUAAGCCCACUGACGGGGAUCGAUCCCAAACCGACCGCGCAUCAAGCGAGCGCGUUACCACUGGGCUAAGUCUCGCCCCCUUUGUUUUUUUCCCUAACUUAUCUUUAUGGGGAGCCAUUUAAAAUAUAUCCAUAAUUAGUAUUGCUAUUUAAUCCUUUUGCAGUACUUUAAUUAAAACAAAAAUCACAUUCCUUUUUGUGGCGGUGCAAGAAAAAUGAAAUCUCUUCUGAUAGUGUGACGCUUUAAUUAUUUAUUCUGAAUUUGUCAGUCUUUAAUUCUCCUGAUAGUGUGACUCUUUAAUUAUUUAUUCUGAAUUUGUCAAUCUUUAAUUGUUCUGAUAGUGUGAAUCUUUAAUUCUGCUCAAUGUGUCAGUCUCUUUAAUUCUCCUGGUAGCGUGAAUACAGCGAGCGUCCUUACUAUUCUAAUGAAAUAUUUCUAACAAGGUACAACAUAUACAAAAAUAGCAAAUCCUUCAACAAACCCCCUCCCCAUCUUUAUGCGUUUUCCUGAAUCUGACUGAAUAUGAUAUAUAAUCAUACAUUUACCAACUACUUAGAAGUAAAUUUUAUAUUCAUCACUGUUUAUUUUAUUUUAUAUUACUAUCAUUGUCAUACAAUUGUAAUAAAGCUUUUUACAUCAACUAGCUGCAGUGGUUGCAGCCAAUAAAAAUAC